AUGAAACCCUACCCGGGGACAGAACUCCUACAGGACGGGCUGUUUGCGCUCAGAAGAAGCUAUGAAGGUGCGGGAAUUGUGGGAUUGACAUCUGCCCUACGUAUCGUGGAGGAUUGUGGGACGGCAGAGUUGGACCUGACUGUCAUGGCGGACAAGUUCUCCCCGAACACCACCAGUGACGUCGCUGCCGGGAUUUGGUGCCCGCCGAGAAGGAAAAUGACACAAAGAGAAAUGCAGUGGUUGAAGUGGUCCCAUGAGUACUUAACCGUUCUGUUGAAGACCCCGUAUGCGCAUGAGAUAGGGGUGUUCCUUCAGUCAGGGUGGAUUGCAUGGAUGCACACUGAUUUCCAGGAUCCUGAUUGGAAAGACCUCGUGCAAGGAUACCGUCAUCCAACCAAAUGGGAGUUAACUCAUCUGUUUCCGGAGUACAAGGAUGGAUUCUUCUGCACGACCUUUAUGUUGGAGAGUAGGCUUUUCCUCCCUUGGGUCACCAACAGGUUGAAGAACAAAGCGGUCAAGUUUGUAGAGCGAAAAGUCCCGUCAUUAGAUGAGUUGUCUUUGGACUAUGACGUCAUCAUCAACUGUACAGGCGUUGGAGCGCACGACCUGGCGGGCGAUACCAAAGUCUUCCCUGCAAGGGGGCAAGUUAUCCGGGUAGGAGAAAAUACAUAUAUCGGCAAAGCAACUUUUUCGUCAUAA
This is a messenger RNA of Branchiostoma belcheri (Belcher's lancelet), 699 nucleotides long. RefSeq names its product D-amino-acid oxidase-like. Bases 1 to 699 code for a protein of 232 amino acids. Lineage: Eukaryota; Metazoa; Chordata; Leptocardii; Amphioxiformes; Branchiostomatidae. The transcript is spliced from 7 exons. Gene Ontology annotation, molecular function: D-amino-acid oxidase activity; FAD binding. The record is from RefSeq and is a predicted model, not a curated record.